This is a messenger RNA of Pediculus humanus corporis (human body louse), 2574 nucleotides long. Its product is annotated as serine/threonine-protein kinase, putative. Gene Ontology annotation, molecular function: ATP binding; JUN kinase kinase kinase activity. NCBI's taxonomy places the organism in Eukaryota, Metazoa, Arthropoda, Insecta, Psocodea, Pediculidae. The coding region runs from base 1 to 2574 and encodes 857 amino acids. Gene Ontology annotation, biological process: protein phosphorylation; JNK cascade. The record is from RefSeq and is a predicted model, not a curated record. The transcript is spliced from 13 exons.
AUGCUCUGCAUCCAGGAAGAAUUGGGCGUUUUGGGAUCGCGAGUGGGUUCACCUCUCGAAAACGGUCUCACGCAAACGGAUGGGACGACACUGGAAGAGAGCGUGGAAAACAUGCCGAAUUUGGACGAGAAUCACGAAUCCAACGGUUGGAUGGACGGCCUGCUAGGGUGUUUGCAACCCGUUUGGAAAAUAAUUGGAAAAGCGACGGGGAACGAGCUUAAAAGUCACUUGCAAGACGAUUGGGAAAUUCCAUUUGAAGCGAUUACGGAUUUAACUUGGUUGGGCGCCGGAGCUCAGGGUGCCGUUUUCAGCGGAAAACUCCGCGGCGAAAUCGUAGCCGUUAAGAAAGUUCAAGAACAAAAAGAGACUGAUAUUAAAAAUUUAAGAAAGCUCAAUCAUCCGAACGUCGUCAAAUUCAAAGGCGUGUGCACUCAAGCACCCUUUUUCUGGAUAAUCAUGGAAUAUUGUCCGGCGGGUACUUUGUACAACAUAUUGAAAUCGGGAGAACCGGUUCCACCGAAAAGACUUAUUAGCUGGUCGAAACAAAUUGCUUCCGGAAUGAACUAUCUUCACGCUCAUAAAAUUAUUCACAGAGAUCUCAAAAGUCCCAACGUGCUCAUAGGAAUCGGAGAAGUGAUGAAAAUAAGCGAUUUUGGAACUAGCAGAGAAUGGAAUGAAAAAAGUACUAUAAUGAGUUUUGCCGGUACCGUGGCUUGGAUGGCACCCGAAGUCAUACUUCACGAACCUUGUUCGGAAAAGGUUGACGUUUGGUCUUACGGCGUCGUCUUGUGGGAAUUGUUAACCGGUGAAGCUCCGUAUAAAGACGUCGAAGAAAGUUGCAUAAUAUACGGCGUCGGAACGAAAUCGAUGACUUUACACAUUCCUUCGACUUGUCCCGAAGGUUUUAGAAUUCUCAUGACUCAAUGCUGGAGCGUGAAACCUAGAAACCGUCCUUCUUUUAAAAUCAUAUUAAAUCAUUUAGAUAUUGCAGCCAAAGAGGUAUUAGCCGAAUCAAACGAAGAUUAUUUCACGUCUCAAAAAUUUUGGAAGAAAGAAGUUAUAGAUCAUAUGCAACACAUGAAAGCAAGCGGGAGUCAAUUGAAAAGAGUCGAAGCGGAUCUCAUAAAAAAGCGAAAAGACGAGUUGAAACACGCACAGGAUAUACGAUGCCUUUUCGAAAGGAAAAUGGAAAGAGCCAAUCAUUUGUAUUUGGAAUUGAGCACGGUUUUGUUGCAAUUGGAAGAAAGGGAAAAAGAAAUCAAAGAGAGAGAAAAAAAUAUUAAUUAUAGAUCUGGAAAUAGACGAAGACUGGAAAGGCCGUUUCAAAAAUUUAACAAAAGGAGAAAAGGAAAAGAGUCUUUAUCAGUGCCAACAUCACCCGAACACAAACCUUCUUCAGAGUCACUUUUGCCUAGUCCGAACGAGGAUCCCAUAAAAGCCGAUCUUUACGUUCAACUCAACGGUUCAUCUAAAGUCGAAUCCGUUCUUUUGGAAAGAACUGCUCAACAUAGGAAAUCUAGACACAGGCAAAUAAGUUCCCCAAGGCAAAGUCCCGGCAAGGAUAGAAAGCAAGUGAAAUGCAUUUUGCCGGAAAAAAUAUUUCGUAGCAGUUUAGUCGACUGCGGUACGCAAACGGAUCUGACGUGUUCAUGCAGUUCGGAAUCGGAUAUUAAAAUGCCACCGGAAAAACAUUCCAUUUCCACGAGUACCUGUUGCACGGAGGGAAAUUUGGAAGAAGAAGAGGAUGACGACGACGACGAAGGCGACGGAGUCGGACGAUCCAUCAGACGCGGAGGAAACAUAUUGAAAGAUGAUAAAAAAUUAUAUCUCAUGUAUGAUAAAAACCGAAUAAUAACGGAAACGGAUGGAAAAGAACAACCCGUUUAUUUCGUUAGGAGUAACGGAGAACGUUGUAAAUAUUUCUACAGGGCGGAAGACUCUAAAUCGGACGCGUCGUCUCCGAACGAAAACAACACUCCCUCACCCAUGCUCUUGUCCACAUCUAGUUUAGACGAGGAUGUACAAAACGAGAACAAAUUAGAAAGGAAUAAUAUUGAUAUAUUAGAUCGUCACAGUAGGUGUGCGAGCGAUGACGAUAAUCUCGAAUCAUUAGGUAGGAAAGUAUCGGAAUUAAGCCUAAACGGAAAUCGCAUCACGUCACCGGAAACUGCUGAUGCCGAAAACAAUGCCAGAAGAACGAAAUCCUUAUUGGAGGAUGACAUUUUAGACAGCUUUUCAGAGGAUGAUAUUUAUGAACAACCAAUUAGGAGGCGAAGUUUGGCGAGAAAACCCAUCGGUCCAGGAACGCGUAACUGUCGAAACUUGUACAAGCAUAGGCUAAUUAUUCAAGACACAGAUUUUUCAAAUGAGGAAAACACGUCAGAAUACGUUCCGUCUAGUAGAGGAUCGACGCUCGAAAGUAAGCUCGAAUAUCCGAAUAACUUGCUCAAAACGCCUGGAGAGUACAAAAUAAGGCAAAACAAAAGAAAAUUGUCUAGCAGAAAAUAUUCCGACAGAAGCGAAUCAGGAUCGGAUUCGGAUGUGGAAAAUCACAGGACGGUCACGGUUGCAUAA